UCACUCAUGUGGUUAGAGCUGGUAGGCUACAGCCAAGCUCCACACGCACUGAGAGGGGAAAAGAGAGAGAAGGAGUGUGAGUUUAAAGGAGAAGAGAAAGAGGAAACAGUGUCAGUUGGAGAGGAAGCCUCACUCACAACUCCAGGCUCACAGCGAAGAGGGAACUGCAAGACCGGGGACACAGCAACCUAGCCUGGGAGCAGGAGGACUGACCAGCCUACUGAACCACACAGGCACCUAUAACAGAAAAUAUAACCAAGCCCUUUGGGUACAGAAGACCAGGGACAACAGCCACUCUGAGCCAGUGGACCCACAACAACAUUCUACCACCCUGAUCCAGACACUGAGGAACGAGAGACCCAGAGAUCCAGAGGAACCCCCAACAGCACUCUCACGCUGCCUUCCAGAGUAGAGUAUGUCCUGCCAGCCCAGCCAACCCUGCCGCUGAGCCGCUGGGGCACCAUGAUAUCCCACUACCCCCUGGCCACACUGUUGCCCUGGCCCCACGGCCCCCACGGACACUGUUCCGACAUGGAGGCCUCUCUGCUGGAUGGGAAGGGAGGGGUGGCCCUGCAGAGGUACCAGGCUCGAUCACCAGAGAGCAGCCCCCGACACUGGAGCUCAGUGCAGGACUGGGGGGAGGAAGUGGAGGAGGGAGCAAUAUACAACGUGACACUGAAGAGGGUCCAGAUCCAGCAGGCUGCCAACAAGGGAGCAAGAUGGUUGGGGGCGGAGGGGGACCGGCUGCCCCCUGGCCACACAGUGAGCCAGCUGGAAACCUGUAAGAUCCGGAGUAUCCGGGCGGGAACGCUGGAGCGGCUGGUGGAGACCCUGCUGACGGCGUUCGGGGACAAUGACCUCACCUACACCAGCAUCUUCCUGUCCACGUACCGCGCCUUCGCCAGCACACACACCGUGCUUAAGCUGCUGUUAGAUAAAUAUGGAAUUGCAGAGGAUAGUGAAGGACAGAUGGAACGAUGUAGACCCUCUGAAACCAAAGGAGCCGUUCGAACUGCCCUGGCCUCCAUCCUGCGAGUCUGGCUGGACCAGUGUCCAGAGGACUUCCAGGAGCCUCCAUCUUACCCCUGCCUCCACAGGGUCAUGGCGUAUUUACAGAGGGCCCUGCCUGGAUCGGAGCCCAUUCGUAGAGCCCAGAGUCUACUGGAGCAGCUGCAAGCCGAGGCCAGUCUGGAUCCAGACUCCGAGGGUUUCUCUGGCGGUUUCCAUGGCAACAGCUCCUUCUGCUUGGGUGAGGAUGAGGAAGUGGAGAUUGAGGUCCAGGAAGACUUCCUGUCAUUUGAUGCAGAUUUGGUUGCUGAGCAGCUAACCUAUAUGGAUGCGUUGUUGUUCAAGAAGGUUGUUCCUCAUCACUGCCUGGGCUCCAUCUGGUCCCAGAGGGAUAAGAAGCAGAACAAGCACAGUGCUUCCACCAUCCGUGCCACCAUCACCCAGUUCAAUGCUGUGGCAGCAUGUGUGGUCAGUACCAUACUGCACCGACGCCAGAUCCGCCCACACCUCAGGGCACGGGUCAUCCAGCGCUGGAUAGACGUCGCUCAGGAGUGUCGCAUGCGUAAGAACUUCUCCUCGUUGCACGCCAUCGUAUCUGCACUGCAGUCCAACCCACUCUACAGACUGAAGAGGGCCUGGUCCUGCGUGCACAAAGACAGCAUGUCUACGUUCGAGGAACUAUCAGACAUCUUCUCAGAUCACAACAACUACCUGACCAGCCGAGAGCUGCUGAUGAGGGAGGGCACCUCUAAGUUUGCCAAUCUGGAAGGCUGUGCUAAGGAUCACCAGAAACGCACUCACAAACGACUCCAGCUGCAGAAGGAAAUGGGUGCCAUGCAGGGGACGAUACCUUACCUGGGCACAUUCCUGACAGACCUGACCAUGCUAGAUACUGCUCUGCCAGACCUAGUAGAGGGUGGGCUCAUCAACUUUGAGAAGAGGCGAAGGGAGUUUGAGGUGAUAGCUCAGAUCAAGCUGCUGCAGUCUGCAUGUAACAGCUACUGUCUGAGUGCUGACGCUGCCUUCCUGCGCUGGUUCAAGAGCCAGCCCCAGCACAGUGAGGAGGAGAGCUAUGCCAUGUCUUGUGACAUUGAAGGAGUGGGAGACAGCAGUCCUACUUCACCCAAACCUCGCAAGAGCAUGGUCAAGAGACUUAGCCUACUGUUUCUGGGAGUAGACUCCUCGGCAGUGAGUUCCCCGGUGAGGGAAACACCUCAGUCGCCCCCUACUGGCAGCUCUGGGGAGAGCAUGGACUCAGUAAGCGUGUCGUCCAGUGAUUCCAGCCCUUCAGAAAGCGAGGGCCUGGCCAUGACACCUAUACACACCUCCGACACUCAGCAGAACAAGUUGUCCGAGUCUUCCUCCUGUACUUCUCUCCACUCCAUGGACACCACCUCGUCCUCAGCCAGUGUUCCAGUGACCCCGGCCUCUCCCUCUCUCCCCGGGCCACCCUGCAUGCACCGUCGCUCUGUCUCCCUGACACCCAUGUCCCCCUCCUCCCCCCUGCCCCCGGCCUACAACACCCAGGCCCAGGACGCCUGUAUCAUCAGAGUCAGCCUGGAGCAGGGCAACGGCAACCUCUACAAGAGCAUCCUGUUGACGAGUCAGGAUAAGACUCCAGCAGUGGUCUCUAGAGCUGUGGCCAAACACAACCUGGAGAGUGAGCCUGGGGAGGGAUACGAGCUGGUGCAGGUCAUCUCUGACGAGAGAGAGCUGGUGAUUCCAGACAACGCCAACGUCUUUUACGCCAUGAACACCUCAGCCAACUUUGACUUCCUGCUGCGUGUGCGAGGCACUGCGGGGAGGCCGGUCCAGCUGAGAAGUCGCUGCGCCUCCACACUCCCCCGCGCCCAGCAGCGCUCCAGCCUGUCUCUGCGCCUCAGCAAGGUCACACUGUGACUCCCAGGACAAGGGCAUGAGGCCUGGAGGGACCCCAGACUGGAGGGGGUGGGAGACUGAGAAGGACCAGGCAUGGGGGAAUGAGUUGAAGUCAAUGAGAUGAUAGACUCUGAAUACCCUAUUCCCAAAUCCCCUGUCCCCAAUCGGACCCCCACCUCUCAGUAUUCACACACAUCCCCCAACUCCAGUAGCAGCCUGUGGCCUUCCAAUCCCUGUCACCCCCCAACCCCUAUGGACUAUUAUGGAUGUGUAGUGGGACUGCAGUGCCAUAUAGAAUAUAGAUGCCUUUGGCAGAGCGAGACAGUGCCCC
Messenger RNA from Coregonus clupeaformis (lake whitefish), 3217 nucleotides. RefSeq names its product ral guanine nucleotide dissociation stimulator-like 1 (gene rgl1). Gene Ontology annotation, molecular function: guanyl-nucleotide exchange factor activity. The transcript is spliced from 17 exons. The coding region runs from base 463 to 2907 and encodes 814 amino acids. Lineage: Eukaryota; Metazoa; Chordata; Actinopteri; Salmoniformes; Salmonidae. The record is from RefSeq and is a predicted model, not a curated record. Gene Ontology annotation, cellular component: plasma membrane. Gene Ontology annotation, biological process: Ras protein signal transduction; positive regulation of GTPase activity.